This is a messenger RNA of Chaetomium strumarium, 2118 nucleotides long. RefSeq names its product Hsp90 protein-domain-containing protein. The record is from RefSeq and is a predicted model, not a curated record. Bases 1 to 2118 code for a protein of 705 amino acids. Gene Ontology annotation, molecular function: ATP binding; ATP hydrolysis activity; ATP-dependent protein folding chaperone. The transcript is spliced from 2 exons. NCBI's taxonomy places the organism in Eukaryota, Fungi, Ascomycota, Sordariomycetes, Sordariales, Chaetomiaceae. Gene Ontology annotation, cellular component: plasma membrane; protein-containing complex; perinuclear region of cytoplasm. Gene Ontology annotation, biological process: protein folding; cellular response to heat; protein stabilization.
AUGGCUGAGACGUUCGAGUUCCAGGCUGAGAUCUCUCAGCUUCUCUCCCUCAUUAUCAACACAGUCUACUCGAAUAAGGAGAUUUUCCUGCGUGAGAUUGUCUCGAACGCUUCCGAUGCGCUCGACAAAAUCCGCUACGAGGCUUUGUCCGAUCCCAGCAAACUGGAUUCGGGCAAGGACCUUCGCAUCGACAUUAUCCCGGACAAGGAUAACAAGACUCUGACCAUCCGGGACACCGGUAUCGGCAUGACCAAGGCCGAUCUCGUCAACAACCUCGGCACCAUCGCCCGCUCCGGCACCAAGCAGUUCAUGGAGGCCCUCACCGCGGGUGCUGAUAUUUCCAUGAUCGGCCAGUUCGGCGUCGGGUUCUACUCGGCGUACCUCGUCGCCGACAGGGUUACUGUCGUCUCCAAGAACAACGAUGAUGAGCAGUACAUCUGGGAGUCGAGUGCCGGUGGCACCUUCAGCAUCACCCCCGACACUGAGGGCGAGCAGCUCGGCCGUGGUACCAAGAUCAUCCUCCAUCUCAAGGAUGAGCAGACCGACUACCUCAAUGAGAGCCGUAUCAAGGAGGUUAUCAAGAAGCACUCCGAGUUCAUCUCGUAUCCCAUCUACCUCCACGUCAAGAAGGAGACCGAGAAGGAGGUCCCUGAUGAGGACGCUGAGGAGGUGAAGGAAGGCGAGGAGGGCGAGGACAAGAAGCCCAAGAUCGAGGAGGUUGAUGAAGAGGAAGAGAACAAGGAGAAGAAGCCUAAGACCAAGAAGGUCAAGGAGACCAAGGUCGAGGAGGAAGAGCUCAACAAGCAGAAGCCCAUCUGGACCCGCAACCCUCAAGACAUCACUCAGGAGGAGUACGCUUCCUUCUACAAGUCGCUGUCCAACGACUGGGAGGAUCAUCUUGCCGUCAAGCACUUCUCCGUCGAGGGUCAGCUUGAGUUCCGGGCUAUCCUCUUUGUGCCCAAGCGCGCUCCUUUCGAUCUCUUCGAGACGAAGAAGACGAAGAACAACAUCAAGCUCUACGUCCGCCGCGUCUUCAUCACGGAUGAUGCCACCGACCUCAUCCCCGAAUGGCUUAGCUUCAUCAAGGGCGUCGUGGAUUCUGAGGAUCUCCCGCUCAACCUGUCCCGUGAGACCCUUCAGCAGAACAAGAUCAUGAAGGUGAUCAAGAAGAACAUUGUCAAGAAGUCUCUCGAGCUCUUCAACGAGAUUGCGGAGGACAAGGAGCAGUUCGACAAGUUCUACACCGCUUUCUCCAAGAACAUCAAGCUCGGUAUCCACGAGGACUCGCAAAACCGCGCCACCCUUGCCAAGCUCCUGCGGUUCAACUCCACCAAGUCUGGCGAUGAGCAGACUUCGCUCACUGACUACGUCACCCGGAUGCCGGAGCAUCAGAAGAACAUGUACUACAUCACUGGCGAGUCUCUCAAGGCCGUCUCGAAGUCGCCGUUCCUUGACUCCCUUAAGGAGAAGGGCUUCGAGGUUCUAUUCCUUGUCGACCCCAUCGAUGAGUAUGCCAUGACUCAGUUGAAGGAGUUCGAGGGCAAGAAGCUCGUCGACAUCACCAAGGACUUCGAGCUUGAGGAGACCGAGGACGAGAAGAAGCAGCGUGAGGCUGAAGAGAAGGAGUACGAGGGUCUCGCCAAGUCGCUCAAGAACGUCCUUGGCGACAAGGUUGAGAAGGUCGUCGUUUCACACAAGCUGGUUGGCUCCCCUUGCGCCAUCCGCACCGGCCAGUUUGGCUGGUCUGCCAACAUGGAGCGUAUCAUGAAGGCCCAGGCCCUCCGCGACACCUCGAUGAGUAGCUACAUGUCCAGCAAGAAGACCUUCGAGAUUUCUCCCAAGAGCCCAAUCAUCAAGGAGCUCAAGAAGAAGGUUGAGGCAGAUGGUGAGAACGACAAGACCGUGAAGUCGAUCGUCCAGCUCCUCUUCGAGACUUCGCUGCUGGUCUCCGGCUUCACCAUCGAGGAGCCUGCUGGUUUCGCUGAGCGCAUUCACAAGCUUGUGUCGCUCGGCCUGAACCUGGAUGAGGAGCCCGAGGCUGCCGAGGAGGCUCCGGCUGCUGAUGCUAGUGUCCCUGCCGCCGAGACCGGCGACAGCGCCAUGGAGGAGGUUGAUUAA